UAGUUGGUUGCAUUUUGUUGUGGUUUCUUUAGAAAUCUGGAAAAUUCUAAUAUCGAGACUUAAUUAUAUUCAGAAUUGAGUCACUAACUAAAAACCAUAAAUAGAGAAGGCGUGUGAAUCUCGUUUGUGUUUUGACCGCUAUAAAGUGAAGGAAACAUUACAAGGAAAGUUGAUGAAAGAUUUCUGCUUGUGUAGUAAUUUACAAAAUGUCUCAAAAUAAUCAGAAUUGUAUUGCCGGUGCUCUGACUUUCCCGAGUCACAAUGAAGUGCCAACUCCAUCACAGCCUCGACAACCAAGAAACCUCCAGGGCUUACUCCGUUUUGCAAUGGAGGCAACAAAAGCUGAGGAUGCCCCUGGAAAUUCAGAAUUAGGACCCAUGGAUGAGCAGAGAAGAAAAUUCCUAGAAGAAGCCCUCAAGAGUCUUACAGUAAAUGUGGCAGAGAUCUUACAAAAUGCAAUAAAAGUUCUGUCGGAUACGGACAAGAUGAAGGGUAUUCAGCUGGGUGAAGAGCUGCCGGAGGAUGUGGAUGUGGCUUUCACCAAUCUUCUGGAAUAUAUUGAUGAUAUUGACAUUGCUAAUGAUUUCUACAAAAUGGGUGGCUUCUCAAUAUUCCCCAUCUGCUACGGCAGCGAGAAUGAGGAGGUGAGGUCUCGUGCCAAUCAGACUCUGGCAGAAUUAUGUCAGAAUAACCCGUUCUGCCAGGCUCGGACGUUGGAGUGCGGCCUGCUGAAUGUACUCCUACAUUUGAUCAGCUCCGAACAGGGCUCCGGGCUUGCAAAGUGUAUACUGGCUAUAUCAUGCGCAUGUCGUGAGUUCGAGCCGGCGUGCCGUGAGUUGAUCUCGCAGGGUGGGUGCGGGGCGCUGGCUCAAGCGCUGCGUGCAUCACACCCCGCUGCCCGGACCAAGGCCGCCUUCUUCAUACGCUACCUGUGUAACCAUCAUCCGGAUGCUAAAGAAAAAUUCAUAGAACUGAACAUAGUGAGGACGAUCAUAGAACAAGUGAAGUCCAGUAGAGACGAGACCUCGGAACACUUGCUGGGGAUUCUGCUCAAUCUUCUGGAAACCUUGGAGCCUGCAGUACUCCAACAGUGUACAGACCCUAGCCUAGACUUGAAUAACGUUCUAGAAGCCCACCUCCAACAUCCAGACUUAAGUGGUGAUACUUACACAGAGGAAAAGGAAUACUGUCAGGAGAUACUGAAAAUUAUACAAAAUUUCCCAGCAAGAGAAGUGGUGAAUUGUGAAGCGGACAGAUACAUGUCAAUGUUGCUUGUCUGAUGCCUCUAAUUAACUACUGGUUUUGAUGAAACUUUGGAGGUUAGGUUAGGAGAGGAUGGAAGAACUAAAAUACCUUCUGGCAAUACUAUUUGCUAAGUGCACAAAGUGAUAUAAAAAUGGUCAAACCACUUAGUAAGGCUCUAAAAGUAAAAAAACUAAAUCAGUUAGCCUUAAAAAACACGGAACAUGUUAUAUUAAUAUAAAAUAUUCUGCAUUCUAAUUUCUAACAUAAAUCUAAAUGCAUUACGUUUAUGUAUCUUGUAAUUUAUUAAAAUGUUUAUUACAUUAAA
Molecule: messenger RNA, 1570 nt
Organism: Aricia agestis (brown argus)
Lineage: Eukaryota; Metazoa; Arthropoda; Insecta; Lepidoptera; Lycaenidae
Product: hsp70-binding protein 1-like
Exons: 6
Coding region: 207-1280 (357 amino acids)
Source: RefSeq, a predicted model, not a curated record